AUGGAUUGUAAUUUUCUAACAGAAGAAUUUGUUCCAUUGUUGAAAGAGAAACACACGGCAACAAUUUAUCACCUCAGACAUUUCAUUAAAGGGAAGUAUUAUGGGCAUAUUCUUUCUUACUAUAAGAUAUGGGAUGCGAAACAACGAGCUAUUGCAAAGAUAUUUGGAGAUUGGGAAGAGUCUUACCAAAGGUUGAGAAAGUUAUUGUUGGCAUACUGGGAUCAAGAACCUGGCACCCGUUUCUGGUUUCACACCAUACCCAGGGACGAGUUCGGUGAUACAAUAUUGCGCUAUAUAUUUUGGGCUUUCGCUCCAUGCAUUGCAAGAUUUAGACAUUGUAAGCCAGUGAUCAGUAUUGAUGUGACCCAUUUGUAUGGUAAAUAUCGAGGGGUGUUGUUGAUUGCAAUGGCCACCGAUGCCAACAACAAGGUUUUGCCUCUUGCCUUUGCCGUUGUGGACAAAGAGUCAGGGUCUAGUUGGGGGUGGUUUUUAGAACACCUCAGGAAUGCACUGGGGGAUGUGAUAGCAGAUAAGGACAUCUGCAUAAUUUCUGACCGACAUAAGGGUAUUCAAAGUGCAAUUGCAAACUGGCCUAGACAUGAUGAUGGACGACAACGAGUAGUUCACAGAUAUUGCCUUCGACAUGUUGCUAGCAACUUCAACACGCAUUUUCAGGACGCCAUUUUAAAGUCAUUAGCCUUGAAAGCGGGGUAUGCUACUCAGGAAUCUAAAUUUGAGUUGUACAUGCAACCUAUCAAGGAAGCUGAGAUCGAGGCCCUUAGGAAGAAACGGAGAACCGAGCGGCAGGAAAGUGAACUCGACUCAUCCAUCAUGCCAUACACAUAUCUAAUGAACGAGGAUCUAGACAAGUGGACCCAACUACAUGGUGGUGGAUACCGUUAUGGGGCUAUGACAACUAAUGUCUCGGAGUGCUUCAAUGGAGUACUCAAAGGUGCCCGUGGCCUACCCAUUGCUGCAAUGGUUGAAUUCACUCAUUACAAACUUGUUGCGUAUUUCCAUGAUCGACAUAAAGAAAUUACUCAUGAUCUCUCAAAGGACAAGUGGCAAAUGAGAAAGAUCCCUUGUUCACAUGCAAUUAAAGUUCUUCAGUACUUGGGGCAAGAUGCGACUGCAUAUAUUGACCCAUGUUAUAGUUUGGUGAACGCCAUUCACACCUACUCACAUGCAUUUGUGGUGCCAAAGUCAGAUUCAUUGUGGAGGGAUGUGGAUGGUCCAAAGUGGGUGUCUGACCCAAAACUGUUGCGGGGCAAAGGUCGACCUGUGGCGUCUAGGAUACGAAAUGAGAUGGAUGGGUUCCGGCGAGAACUGGGAAGCCGGAGGCCAGAUUCUAACUUGAGGGAGAUUCAGCAAAAGCAGAGUUGUGGACUGUGUCAUCAACAUGGGCAUAACCGUAGAAGAUGUCCGCUUUCCCAUGGGGCUUCGACAAGCAGUAAUAAUUCAAACUAG
Molecule: messenger RNA, 1467 nt
Organism: Quercus lobata
Lineage: Eukaryota; Viridiplantae; Streptophyta; Magnoliopsida; Fagales; Fagaceae
Exons: 2
Coding region: 1-1467 (488 amino acids)
Source: RefSeq, a predicted model, not a curated record